Morchella importuna is the source of this 1860-nucleotide messenger RNA. RefSeq lists its product as uncharacterized. Lineage: Eukaryota; Fungi; Ascomycota; Pezizomycetes; Pezizales; Morchellaceae. The coding region runs from base 1 to 1860 and encodes 619 amino acids. The transcript has a single exon. The record is from RefSeq and is a predicted model, not a curated record.
AUGCCUCCACUACUUCCGGCCCGUAUACCUUAUGAUGUUGAUUUUGUACAGACGCAGGACUCAGCGGAUCUAUCAGCUGAGCGACUAGCCAAAAGUAUAGACUCCCGCCCCCCCAUCAGUCCCCGUGCCGCAGCACUCGGCGCCGAUGGCUGGUGGGACGACAGCCCCGAUGACCAAUCCCUAGGGGAAGACUUUACCCUCCUCAACUCGCACAUCCGGGAUCCCACCGACAGAAAUCGAAACAGGAGUUCACUAUCUUCACGACGCGGCCACAGAACACUCCCGACGGUCAGAGACGAGCCCAGCUGGCUCAACUACGCAUACCACCAGACGCCCGCGGUGGCGCCAGCGGGAUACCAGCCGCCGCCGAGAUGGACUCGCAGAGCGAUACAUGUUGAGGAGCCGGGAGUGGAAGGCUUGACGGAGCUAAGGAUUCCAGGAGAGGACGGGGCGCUUGUGGACGACGGCUUUGGGAAUUUUGGAUAUCCGAGAUAUAGGACUCCUCCUCCAAGGAGUCCUCUUCCGUAUAGAUCUCCUCUCCAGAACCCAGCACCUACGCAAACCCAGCGUCACCUAGCCACAUGGUCUCAGGAGUCACCUCAGGAUAAGUAUCCUCUAGAAAACAAUGGAAAUGAAGGGGUUCCUGAAAGUAGUUAUAGAGCAGUCCUAGCGUCAUGGCUCCCAUGGAAAGUUGCAGGUUUUGCUUGUGUAGAUGAAGACUACAAGCCAUUGGGCACAAAUGACCUUACCGCCGACGAAUCAGCAGCCAUAGUGAAGGUCAAGGCUGAGAAAAUAAUAUUCGCCCAAAAGCAAGAGUUGGAAAAAUGGAACAGGCAAAGAGCAUAUGAGAGAAUGCAGAAUAGGCCCAAGAGUCAUCGGGAGGAAACAGAAUUCGCCUCUAGCCAGGAAGAGGAAGAUGAAUCGGUCUCUGGGGAUUCUUCGGAUGGUGUUAGUGAAUGCAUCACCGACUUCGGUGGCUUUCAGAGCCCUAGACGUCCUACGGGUCCCCAACGACCAAAUGCACGAUAUGGAUUCCGAAGACAAGCCAAAAUCGAAGCGCCUAUAUACAGAGAGACAGAAAACUUACACAUUGAAAACUUUGGGUCAUCAAAACGAAAAGCCGACAGGCCUGCAACUAAUCCCAAUGAUGGCUGGAGAGCAUGGACCAUUCCCGAGAUAAUGGGUGAAUAUUUCGACAUGACAAUUGCAGCAGUUGGACGUAUGAAGCCUAAAAAAGCGGUGCCGAUGACAGAAGAUGAGAAAGAGCAGGCAAAAGUGGAUUCUAUUAUUGAAUCUUACAUGAAAGCAGCAGAGGAGCAUAGAAAGAAUCCGGGCAAGCCAAUCAAGGAACUAAACAAAGGCCCGACCACAGAACAAUGGAUCAGAAACGCUCUUUACAGUCCAAAACUUCCGUCAGGGGCUCGAGGAGACUCACUAGACUUUAAGCCACCUGCCAAAACGAGCUUAAACUAUCCUGCAAAGUCCCAUGCGAUGUUCAGCGGUCACUCACCCUUAAAUUACACCGCAGCAAUGAAGAGAGAAAAUCAACCGGGGCAACUAGGUUUCGAUACUUGGACAGCAGAAAUAAGCCGCCGUCAGAAAGAAACAGAUACUCGUCGGCAGAGAUGGUUGGUAUAUGCAAUCUUCAUGCUCCUGUUUACUACCAUGAUUCCACUGUGGCAACGUAUAGCUCAUGUUCGUGAUGAGGGAAUUCAAGAAUGGUAUUCGAGACUAGAGGAGGAGAGUGUUGAGUUGAAGCAACCAAUUGCGCGAUUCGUUCAUAAAUGGGAGGAGGAUGUGCGUGAAACCUAUGUGCAGUGGUAUGAUGGAUCGGAAGAGAAAACGCUGGCGGACCCUUGA